AUGAGAUCUCUAGUUGUUCUGCUGGCAUCUGCCAUUGGGGCCCUUGCGGCAUCCAUUGAAGAUUGUCCUGGGUAUACGGCUUCUAAUGUCGUCGAGGGAAGUGGUACGCUCAUGGCGGAUUUGUCGCUAGCGGGUGAUGCAUGCGACGUUUAUGGCACAGAUUUACCCAAUCUAAAAUUGCUGGUUGAAUAUCAAACCGAAACUCGGCUGCAUGUGAAGAUAUAUGAUGCUGGUCUUGAUGUGUACCAGGUCCAGGAGCAAAUCUUACCGAGGCCAAGCAGCCAAAACGUAUCUUCGUCAGAUGCUGCCCUGCAGUUCUCGCUAGUCGAAAACCCUUUCUCAUUCUCCAUUUCACGAUCUAAUUCUGGGGAGGUUUUGUUCAACACUACCGGUAGUCAGCUGGUUUUCGAGUCUCAAUAUGUCUAUCUCAGAACUCAGCUACCCAAGAAUCCCAACAUCUAUGGGUUAGGAGAACAUUCGGACUCAUUUCGACUUCCGACUUCGAAUUACCAGCGUGUCCUGUGGAAUGCAGAAUCGCCAUUUAUCCCGAGGGAUUCGAACCUUUAUGGAAGUCAUCCUGUGUACCUUGACCAUCGGGGAGAAGCGGGGUCUCAUGGUGUAUUUCUCUUAAAUUCUAAUGGGAUGAAUAUCAAUCUCAACCAUACCGACUCUGGUGACCAGUCUUUGGAGUAUAAUACGAUUGGUGGCGUACUAGAUUUCUAUUUCCUUGCUGGACCUAGUCCUUCCGACGUCAGUCGACAAUAUGCGGAAGUUGUCGGCUUACCUGCUAUGAUGUCUUACUGGACAUUCGGGUUCCACCAGUGUAAAUACGGAUACUGGGACGUCAAUUACGCAGCUGAAGUAGUUAGCAACUACUCAGCAGCGAAUAUACCCCUUGAGACGCUAUGGGGUGAUAUAGACUAUAUGGACCUGCGACAGGACUUCACAACGGACCCGGAACGGUUCCCGUUACACAAGAUGCGGGAGCUGGUCGAAACCCUACACCAGAGAGCUCAGCAUUAUAUCAUGAUGCUCGAUCCUGGUAUUCAUAGGCUUGCAAACUAUUCGACGUUCACUAGGGGCGAAGAGAAAAGUGCCUUCCUCAAGGCCGACGAUGGGUCCGAUUAUCGUGGGGUACAGUGGGCAGGUGAAGUGGUCUGGCCAGAUUGGAUCGCAUCGAAUACUCAAGAUUGGUGGACGGAUGAGAUUUCGCUCUUUUUCGACCCCGAGACGGGCAUUGAUAUCGACGGGGCCUGGAAUGACAUGAACGAAGCGUCCAAUUUCUGUCCCAAUAUCGAUUGCGAUCCAGCCCAGCAGGCAAAAGACGGCAACAAUCCUCCCCAGCCGGCUAACCCUCCCCGUAACAAUACGGGUAGGCCGAUUCCUGGAUUCCCAGACGAUUUCCAACCGCAAUCAUCUGCCGAGCUCAGCUCCAGACAAACAGACAGUGGACAGAUGAAAGGUCUUCCAGGGCGCGAUCUCUUCACACCAAAGUAUCGCAUUAAUAAUCACAGGGGCGAAUUAAGUGAUGCUACGCUAUACACCAACAUCACGAACUCUGACGGAACCUCGCAAUACGACACGCACAACUUAUACGGCCUCACUAUGAUAACCGCAACACGCGCUUCUCUUCUCGCCCGGCGGCCUGACAGACGUCCCUUCGUGCUAACGCGCUCGACAUUUGCCGGGGCCGGAGCUCGCGCCGCACACUGGUUCGGCGACAACAACUCUACGUGGUCCGACUAUCGGGUGUCUAUUCCGCAGCUACUAGGUUUCGCCUCUGUGCACCAGGUCCCGAUGGUCGGUUCGGACGUAUGCGGGUUCAACGGUGUAGCGGAUGAGAAGAUGUGUGCGCGGUGGGCGCUACUCGGCGCGUUCAUGCCGUUCUAUAGGAACCAUGCGGGGGACACGGCGCCGCCACAGGAGUUUUACCAGUGGGACCUCGUCGCAACGGCGGCGCGCAAGGCCAUCGAUGCCCGCUACCGAUUGCUGGAUUACGUGUACACGGCCAUGUAUCGCGCCGCAACGACUGGGGCGCCGAUCGUGAAUCCACAGUUCUUUUUAUAUCCGACUGACGCGAAUACGUUUGGUAUCGACACGCAAUUCUUCUAUGGUGACGCACUUCUCGUGUCUCCUGUUGUCGAUGAUUAUGCUGAGGCUGUUACUUAUUACCUACCAAAUGACAUUUUCUAUGAUUUCUGGACGUUGGAACAAGUCAGAGGUAAAGGGGGAAAUGUGACCGCCAGUAAUGUGACUUGGACUGAUAUCCCUGUUCAUAUUCGUGGCGGUACGAUAUUACCGUUGAGAGCUGAGUCGGCUAAUACAACGACGCUACUACGACAGAAGGACUUCCAGGUCAUUGUGGCGCCUGGCGUGGAUGGUAAAGCGACUGGGUCGUUAUAUUUGGACGAUGGUGAUAGCUUGGAUGUAGGUGAUGAGAAGUCGGAUAUCAGUUUCUCAUGGGAUGGGACAACUUUCAAGGCCGAUGGGACUUUUGAAUAUGCAACUGAUGUCAUGGUAGAGAAAGUGGUAAUACUUGGUGAUGAGCAGACGAGUCGGGAGGGACCGUGGAGUUUGAACGAGCCGUUUGAGUUCGCGUUGAAUAAAUGA
Molecule: messenger RNA, 2610 nt
Organism: Hypoxylon trugodes
Lineage: Eukaryota; Fungi; Ascomycota; Sordariomycetes; Xylariales; Hypoxylaceae
Product: glycoside hydrolase family 31 protein
Exons: 3
Coding region: 1-2610 (869 amino acids)
Biological process (GO): carbohydrate metabolic process
Molecular function (GO): carbohydrate binding; hydrolase activity, hydrolyzing O-glycosyl compounds
Source: RefSeq, a predicted model, not a curated record